Vavraia culicis subsp. floridensis is the source of this 543-nucleotide messenger RNA. RefSeq lists its product as uncharacterized. NCBI's taxonomy places the organism in Eukaryota, Fungi, Microsporidia, Pleistophoridae. The record is from RefSeq and is a predicted model, not a curated record. Bases 1 to 543 code for a protein of 180 amino acids. The transcript has a single exon.
AUGUUUAAUCGGUAUAAACUAAAGGAAUUGAAAAGGGCCAGAGAAGACCGGAACAAUAGAAGCAAGGCCGUCAAACACAAUGUUGUGAGCACCAAAGAGGAGUUUGAUAAAGUAGUGCACAUGCUCAGCACCCCCCAUUUGUUUCUACAUGCAUAUAAUAAGAUAUUGAACAAUGGUAAACUGUUGGACGAUAAUAUAUACAAAUUUACAAUUUUGAUCUUCAGCCAUCUACUCAGCAGUAAGAAGGAUAAAAUAAUAGUGAAAAGCAUAGAAUGUAUAAAGAAAAUAUGCGGAUCGGUCAACUUUUUGGCUGUCAAGGAAAUAUCAUAUGAUUAUUUCAAGUCGCUUUUUUAUCUUAACCGGUUUCCUUGCAGGCUGGUGUCUUGCUUCACGAAACACUAUGGUGAUUUUGCAAAAGAAUACGAUGAAGAAUUUUGGAGCACUUUUAGAGAAAAGAUGAAAAUUGAGAAACCAAACAAGAAAAUUAUACUGAAGAAAAAUCUCAAUGAAAAUGUCUAUUUAUUAAAUAGUGGUAUUGAAUAA